Molecule: messenger RNA, 3897 nt
Organism: Pogoniulus pusillus (Red-fronted tinkerbird)
Lineage: Eukaryota; Metazoa; Chordata; Aves; Piciformes; Lybiidae
Gene: CZH9orf85
Product: chromosome Z C9orf85 homolog
Exons: 4
Coding region: 61-558 (165 amino acids)
Source: RefSeq, a predicted model, not a curated record
GGGGGCGGGGAGGAGAGCGGUUCCGGAGGAAGUGUGGCAGGCCCGGCGGUUGCGCGGGGGAUGAGCUCGGAGAAGGGGAAUGUGUCGCGCACGCGGCCGCAGCGCUACCAGAACGCGCGCUCCUUCAGGAACGACAAGUACGACACGAGCGCGCGGCGCAAGAAAAUAAAUGCUAAGCUGCAUGAUGGAGUGUGCCAGCACUGCAAAGGUAUUUUGGAGUGGCGGGUAAAAUUCAGCAAGUACAAACUACUAUCAAAACCAAAAAAAUGUGUAAAGUGCCUCCAGAAGACUGUAAAGGAUCCUUACCAUAUUAUUUGUCGACCAUGUGCUGGUAAACUAGAAGUCUGUGCUAAAUGUGGGAAAGAAGAAGAAAUAGUUAUUCCGAUUGGUAAAGAAGACAGAACUGAGAGUGUGACUACUAAAAAUGACCAAGAGAGCAGUGGAUUGGAGGAUGAGCUGGAUUUUAAUGCGAACCUGAGUAGUGCAGAAAGUGAGGAAGAUUCUGAUGUGCUUGAAGAACAGUUCAGAUGUAUGAAUCUUGAAAGGACAGAAGCCUAAAAAAUUGAGUUUUAUAGAAACUAUAUGCAAUCAAAAGGCGUUAAGCAAUGUUGAACUGUUCUGAAAAGCUGUUCUGAAACUGUUUUGGAAAGCUGAUUUGACAUCUGAGUUCCUUGCAUAUAAAUGUUGACACUGUAUAAUUUGGAGUUUGAAUAUUUUAUUUUUCCCAUUUGGUAUUAGGAACAAAGUUUCCUGUGAAAAUAUUCAGAAAUUGAAAUUUGAAGCUUUUUUUUUUUAUACAUGUAAUAACCUCUGUUUCUCUGGAAUAAACCCUCUGUGGUACUGUUCCAAAUUCAGUAUUACAUGACUGUUUAAUGCCACUUUGUAAUUCUAUAUGUGAAAGCUUACAAUAAAUACAGAGUUUUGCCAUUAAAAAAAAAAAAGCUAGACAAGCUGUAAUAGUCUGCACAAAAAAGAACUUGCAACUUCCGUCAGUGAGUUUACAAACAGGGUCAAGAUAGCAAGUGGUCGUUAUCCUUAUGCCUGCUGUUUUUUUUCUGUGCAAAUAGAAGAGGACCUAAGUGCUAUUACCAGUAGAACACCUAAUAAUAAUUUAACAUAUGCAAGGACGCAUGACGAAUUUAUGAUUUUGUUACUAAGAAUGUUCUGAAAAGAAAAAACCUGAAGACUUCUUAGAAUUUCUCAGUACAGGUCUUUAUCAGACUCUUUUGGGGUUUUUUUUUUUGGUUCCAGGUCUAAUAUAUUUUGCUCAGAUAUGAAGACACUAAUGCAGUAUAGUGAUGUAUAUACAGUUACUCUCUUCCUGAUUGUCAGUUCUUUUUGGGGUAUUUCAUCGUGGGAAAAUAACCAAAACUUUGACCUAUGAGUAGAAGUAGCCACCUUGUGGCUGCUGUAGUUGCCUUGAAUUUUAAAGAAAAUCUGAAUAUAUGCUAUACCUUCUGCUAUCUGUGUAGUACUAAGACACUCAGCAGGCAAUAGCUUAGAAACUUCUGAUACAAAGGAUAAUUGCAUUAUAUAGUAUUGACAACAACAAGCAACAGCAAAAUUAAUCUAAUCAGUAGUGAAAUGGUGACCUCUUGCGUUGUUCUUUUCUUAAAGAUGCUUGUUAAUGCACAUACAGCCUAAAGAAUAAGCCUUUUCUUUUACCUUUUGUGUUGUACAUUAACACACCCUUUUCCUUUUCUAAACUAUUUGUAAAUUUGUUUCUUAUUAGUGUUUCUUAUAUAUGGUUUAGGUUGGAAGGAACCUCAAAGAUCAUCUGGUUCCAACCCCUUGCCAUAGGCAGGGACACCUCUCACUAGAACAGGUCACUCAAGGCCUCAUCCAGUGUGGCUGUGAACACCUCCAGGGAGGGAGCAGCUACAGCCUCCCUGGGCAACCUGUGCCAGUGUCUCACCACCCUCACUGUAAAGAACUUCUUCCUAACAUCCAGUUUCAAUCUCUCCUUUGCCAGUUUAAACCCAUCCCUCCUCAUCUUGUCAUUAUAAGACCUGGUCAGUAGCCCCUCCUCAGUCCUCCUGUAGCCCCCUUCAGAUACUGCAAAGUCACUGCCCAAAGCCUUCUCUUCUCCUGGCUGCAGAGCCCGAACUUCUUCAGCCUGUCCUCAUAACAGAGCUGCUGUCCUUUUCCUCAGGGCUGCUCACCAGCCAUUCACAACCCCAAGCCUGUGCUUGGGAUUAUGCCAACUCAGGUGCAAAAACCUAGAGUUGGCCUUGUUGAACGUCUGGAGGUUGGCCUGGCCUCACCUCUCCAGCCUGUCCAGGCCCCUCUGGAUGGAUCCUUUCGCUCUAGCAAGUUGACUGCCACAAAGCCUGGAGUCAUCUGCAGACUUGCUGAGAGUGCACUCAUUCCUCUGUCCAUAUCAUUGACAAAGAUGUUAAACAGCACUGGUCCCAGCACUGACCCCUGAGGGAUGCCACUUGUCACUGGUCUUCAGGUGGACAUUGUGCUGAUGAUUACCACUUUCUGCAUACAAUCAUCCAGCCAAGUCCUUACCCAGCAAUGCUCCACCUAUUAAGUCCAUGUUUUUCCAGUUUGGUGACCAGGAUGUCAUGUGGGAGAGAGUCAAAUGCCUUACUCAGGUCCAGGUAGAUGAUGUCAGUUGCACUUCCCUUGUCCACUGUUGAUGUGACUCCAUCAUAAAAGGCAACUAAAUCUAUCAGGUAUGAUUUGCCCUUGGUGAAGUCAUGCUGGUUACCACCAAUCACCUCUGCUUUGAUUUCCAUUUGUCUUAGCAGAGCCUUCAGGAGGAUCUGCUCCAUGAUCUUGCCAGGCACAGAGGUGAGACUGACUGGUCUGUAGUUCCCAGGGUCUUCCUUUUUUCCCUUCAUGAAGAUGGGUGUUAGGUUUGCCUUUUUUCCAGUCAGCAGGAACUUCACCAGUCUGCCAUGACCUUUCAAAUAAGAUGGGCAGUGGUUUAGCAACUUUAUCUGCCAGUUCCCUCAGGACUAGGACUGGUGGGUGGAUCUUGUCAGGCCCCAUGGACUUGUGCAUGUUCUGAUUCCUUAUGUGCUCACAAACAUGAUCUUCAAUUAUAGUGGGCAGAUCUUCCUUUUCCCAGUCCUUACUUUUGCCUUCUGGAACUUGGGCAUUGUGUUUGGAGCCCUUGCCAUUGAAGACUGGGGCAAAGAAGUCAUUGUGCACCUUAGCCUUAUCCAUAUCCUUUGUCACCAGCUCUCCAUUUCCCUUCUGGAAGAGUCCCAUAUUGUCUCUACUCCUCCUUUUGUCAUUAAUAUACCUGAAGAAGUUUUAAUGUUCUGAUCUCUGGUUAGGAUUUUAUUUGUAUUUGUCCCAACCAUGCUUUUGUAAUGAUCUCAGAACUAUUUUUUUUUUCUGUCUCAUUGAGGUCUGUUACAUAGCUGAGUUUUGCUAAGUGUUUUGUGAUAACCACUAGCAGCAAAUUAUUGUAAAAACAUUCUGCUGGGCUUCUCUCUUCCAGCGAUGCAUGGUGAUUCUUGUGACUUUUCACUGAGACAAAGUCUAAAGUUUACUAAGUAUUCUGCUGCUAUUCUAUUUCCUUCUGGUGUUCCUCAUUACACUGUUGUUUCCAGUCAUAAAGGACUAGGAUUGAUGACCCAAACAACCCAGCUCCUUUCUUCACUCACUUUAGAAACCUGUUAUAAGAUAAACCACUAGUUUAUGGAUUAAAAAUGCUUGUUUUUUCUUUUAACUGCAAUGAAUAAACCCCAAGAAAUACAGAAGUGUAACAUUUGUGGUAAGGCAAUGGUUUAUUUUGGAAGAGUGAAGCUGCAAAGCACCAAAAAGUGCUUGGUGGUGGAAAAAGACAUCUGGUGUGUUUAGAAAUGACUGGAAAUUGACUACGUGUGACAUCACCUGUUGUCCUGACAGUUGUUGUCAAUAAAGACAGUAAAUAUGGAA